Messenger RNA from Psilocybe cubensis, 630 nucleotides. RefSeq lists its product as uncharacterized. NCBI's taxonomy places the organism in Eukaryota, Fungi, Basidiomycota, Agaricomycetes, Agaricales, Agrocybaceae. The record is from RefSeq and is a predicted model, not a curated record. Bases 1 to 630 code for a protein of 209 amino acids. Gene Ontology annotation, molecular function: GTPase activity; GTP binding. The transcript is spliced from 7 exons.
AUGUCCAAACAGUUUCAAUUCAAACUCGUUCUCUUAGGCGAAUCUGCCGUUGGUAAAUCAAGUCUGGUCCUUCGCUUUGUGAAAGACCAAUUUGACGACUAUCGCGAGAGCACUAUUGGAGCCGCUUUUCUGACGCAGACUGUCACUCUCGAUGACCAGACGACGGUGAAGUUCGAGAUAUGCAGGGAUACGGCUGGACAGGAGCGCUAUAAGGCACCUAUGUACUACCGAAAUGCUAAUUGCGCCGUCGUUGUGUAUGAUAUUACACAAUCAGCAUCACUGGAAAAGGCUCGCACAUGGAUACGAGAGUUGCAGCGACAGGCCGACCCUUCAAUAGUAAUCGCUUUAUGCGGAAACAAGUCAGAUUUAGCGGCACGACGCCAAGUCUCACAGGAAGAAGCAAAGAAGUAUGCUGAUGAGGAGGGUCUCAUGUGGACAGAAACCAGUGCAAAGACGGGCGAGGGCGUCACAGAGAUCUUUACUGCUAUCGCUCAGAAACUUCCUCUAACUGCUCCUUCGGCUACACGAGCUGGAGCUGGUAGAACUGGUACAGCCGCUAGACCUGGCCUCGAUCUCAAUAAACAAGCUGGUGCGGGAGCUGCAGGCCAACCUGAUGCCUGCAACUGUUAA